Effrenium voratum is the source of this 406-nucleotide messenger RNA. Lineage: Eukaryota; Dinophyceae; Suessiales; Symbiodiniaceae. The record is from the annotation of a GenBank genome assembly.
AGUUGUUUUUUUGCAUUAGCCGGGUGGUUCGUGUACAGCAGCGGCAGAGGAAACAUGGCCCGUCGCGCGUCCUUCCUGCUGUCUGCAAUCUGCUUGGUGUCAGCUUUGUGGCUGCUGUCCGGCACGUGCUUCGUGGCCCCGCAGAAGCUGGCAGAAGCGCCAAAGAUCCAGGCUGAGGCAGCAGCUGCCCCUGUCGCAUUGGCCGCUUUGGUGGCAGCAGUGCCGGAAGCCGCCUACGCUGGCAAUUCAGGCUACGCGCUCUUGCAGCUGGGCUGGGCAAUCUUCAUCAUCAGCUUGGGCCCCGCGGUGCUCUUCUGGAUCUACUUCAACAAGCCGGAGCUCCUGUGAGUUGCAAGGCGAGUGCACGUCAGUGUAUUUAUUUUUGGGGGGGUUGCCCCAUGGUGAG